This is a messenger RNA of Prorocentrum cordatum, 2268 nucleotides long. The record is from the annotation of a GenBank genome assembly. Lineage: Eukaryota; Dinophyceae; Prorocentrales; Prorocentraceae.
AUGUGUCAGCUACAGGAGAUGGGCGCGGCGUGCAAUCGCUUUGUGGAGAGCGCGUUGCUCUGCCUGGAACGGGACAUCGUCGAGCCGCAGGCGCGCUUCCGAUGCCUGCAGCUAGUGGUCGGCACCCUCUCCGAGGCCACCUGUCUCGACAGCCAGAGCUUCGGCCUGGCCACGGAUCGGGCGAUGCGGAUUGGCGGCGAGCUGCCGGCCAAGCGGCUGCAGAGCCGCGCGCUGUGCGCGUGCGCCCUGCUCUUCUGGUGCCCGGCGCGGCGCGAGUCCCACGGCGCGCUGAGGUGCCUGCGGCAGGCGCUCAAGCUGGCGGACGCCGCGGUCCACAUAGACCCCCUUGCCGUCGACCUCUUCGUCGAGGUGCUGGACCAAGCUGCGAGGCUGUUCGGGGGCGGCAGCGCGGAGGUCUCCGCGCCGCUGCUGUCGAGCCUGCUCGCGCUGUGCGUCCAGCACGCGCGGUACGUGGAGGCCCGUGUCCCGGCCGAGUCGCUGCGCGCUCUGCACGCCUCCGUGGAAGAUCUCAGGGCGAAGCAGGUAUCAGAGCGCAAGUUUGCAACCCCAGCUGGCGGCGGAGGAGGCUGGGGCAGCAACGGUGGCGCCAAUCAGCCCCUUCGAGCUGUGCCUCAGGGCGCGCUGGGCAAUGGCCAGCCUGACGAGCCCAAGGAGCUCGAGAGCCUGGUCGCCACGCUCCCCCGUGUGGGAGAUCGCGAAGGUGUUGAACGAUAUCGGAAGACCCUCGAUGAGAAGCGGAAGCUGGCCGCUCUUCCAGAGACCCCUUUGCAGCUGCAAAUUCACAAGGCCUUCCACGCCAUGCGAGAGAGGAAAACCAAGGCGGAUGAUUUGGUCCAGCGUUUCGCUGUCGUGGAGUCGGAGCUGGAGUCGGCCAAGGGACAAGUCCGCCAGCGUCGUGUCGGCAUGGAGGCCGCCAGGCAAAAGCAUGACGAGUUGGUGCAGAGACUCCACAGGAGUGUUGGGCCUCCCGCCAUGCCCACCCUAGAGGUUUCGGACAUCCUCAACGACAAUUUCGUCAUCCCGAUCUCGAUCGACAGCCUCUUGGCUUCGGAGACGUGCCUGUGCCCAACGACGAAGCAGGAGCAGACGGUGAUCAGCAGCGUGAUGAGCGGUUUCCCAGAGACAGCGCAGGCCACUGCAGUCGCGCCGAAUUGCGACGGCACUUGCCACGCCACUGGUGGUCUAAAGUUGUUGGAUUUCUGCAUCGUGCCCGGCGGGCUGGCCAAGACGGCCAAGUCCGUGGACGCGCGCGUGAAAUUGAUCAUCGCGCCACGCGCGCCAGCGCAGUUGGCCCCCCGCUCGGAAUCGGCAUUCAAGAAGGGCAUGGUCUCGGGAACUUUCCCCGGUGAUAUGACGAAGUUUUAUGAGGGGAUCUCGCUGGAACGGCCUGGGCUACACUGCGCCAAGUGGCAAUUUCCGGCGCCGCUGUUCAGGCGCGCUGAAGAGGCGUGGGCUGCCCAGACCCGCGCUUGCGACCAUGGCCUCUCGCUGCCGGCGUUGCGCGAGGCGCGCUGGCACCGGUUCGGCAUCUGCGUCGUCCGCUUCCAGAGCGGGUUUGGGGACGGAUGCGGGCGUGGCCAAGAGGGUUGCAUCGAGUACAGGAAGGUCACGGCGAGAGACCUGGCUUCCAUUGGGAAGACGCCUGGUGGGCAGGGAGAUGCCGCGCGAGAUUCCAGUGGUGGCGAAGCGGACGUCAGCAUGAUAGAGCUCAUCGGCGCGGGCAUGGAUGUACCGCACAUCGACGAGGCCAUGGACACGCCGUUGGCGGCGGAGGCGGACGUGGCGUCGAUGCGUGAGAACUUCGUGCCGAGGUCGCGCAUGGCCCACCCGAUCGGUGUACUAUCAGUCCGCAUCGGGCAGGAAGCGUGGUGGACUGUUGACACCUUCCGCGAGCGCGCGGCGUCCAUGGUACAGUGGUUUAACAGGCGGGAGCGGCUUGCAACGCCAGGGCUCGAUUGCAAGCAGCGAGCAGUGCCCUCCAAGGAUUUGGGGCUGAUUGCACGGGUCAACCGACGCAGCCGGGGCGACGCGCCCUCGCCCCAGUUUGCCUACGAGCAUUACCGGGAACACAUCGACCCAGGAGGCAACCUGCUUGAACAGCUUCUGAACCGCAUGGUGAACGUGUUUGUGGUGAGGAACUCUUUGUCUCACAGUGUCCGCGAAGACCUCGAGGGGCAUGCGUUUGUGUGGAUUCGGGCCUCGCUGCUCGGCGGGUCAUUGGCGAAUGUGGAGGACCUGUGCGUAUAG